AUGGAGGAGAAUACAUUAUCGCUGCGACAGCCCAUCACAAAUCUAUUGGCCCUGCCGCGGGAAAUACAAGAUGUAAUCAUCGCGCACCUUGACUUAGGCCAACCAAGUAGCGAACGACGAUUCUGUUGCAUGCCAGAUCGCACUCUCCUUGACUUGUCAUACACAUGCAAAACCCUACGUACAGCUGGUAUGCCUGCGAUAUACAAGCACAUCAACUUUAUUGCAUGGGAGAUGAACGUAGACCAUCCAUUCCAUCGCACAGCCGCCCUCCUCCGGACACUUUCAUCGUCCGAUCACCUACGCAGAUGCAUACAAACACUCGAAAUACGGCGCUUAGACCCAGCUGAUAGAACCGCUGAGCAGUUGCUGGAGCACACACCACGCCUCGCAAGCCUUUCAUACUGCUAUUACAUUGACUUUUACCACGAGGGCGAUCCGCUGCCUAUCAACACGAAACGUCUUCUAAGCGCGCUUGGGCAUGUUCAAGGAACUCUGCGGCAUCUGACCAUUGGGUAUAAAGCGAGGACAAAGUACCAUGGGCUCUCGAAUCGGCAGCGGCCGCCGAUACUACACUCUCCUUGCUCGUUCAGGCAUUUCGCAGUGGUAGAGCACCUGGUCAUUCCGCUGGACGUACUUCUCGGCUGGGAUGUAGAGCAAGCGCCGCCACUUGCGGAUGUCCUUCCGCCGAGUCUUGUCAGUCUCAACUUCGAGCGAGGAGCGCAGCAUGGCUUCCAGGACCCAACUGAGCAUGACCCAUUGUAUGCGGUACUGAAGCCAUUCGUCGAGGGAGGGGAGUGGAAAUCUCACACGCCAAGGCUCAAGCGUGUGAGUGGAGACAUUCGCGUGGGUGAUCCUGUUGCGGGAGGAUACAGGGAGUUGUACAGGAGGAGCAAGGCGGUGGAGAAACUCCUGAACGACAACGGGCUGGAUUAUCCUGAAGAUGUGGAACAGCUGCUGGCGAAUAAUUUCCUACUGCCACAGGGCGAGUGGAGAGGGGGGAGGAAGGCGUUUACGAAGCGGCUGAUGUGGGAGAAUCUCGGGCUGGAGAAAUGA
Messenger RNA from Parastagonospora nodorum SN15, 1053 nucleotides. RefSeq lists its product as hypothetical. The record is from RefSeq and is a predicted model, not a curated record. NCBI's taxonomy places the organism in Eukaryota, Fungi, Ascomycota, Dothideomycetes, Pleosporales, Phaeosphaeriaceae. The transcript has a single exon. Bases 1 to 1053 code for a protein of 350 amino acids.